AUGGUGUUCGGCUCGAAAAAGACAAAGAAGGAGUCGAAGAUUCCGCCUCCAAAAUUCUGUCCCCAGUCGGAUCGCCGUACUGGUAAGUGUUCGGCGCCCAAGUUGUACGUUUCCUUUUCUGCACACGGAUGCUCACCUAUCCUGCACUCUUUCUUGUAAAACACUGAAAUAUAGGUACCUGCUUUAUUUGAUUGGUCAAUACUUACUUGAAAUACCUACUUGGAGUCCGUUGGUUCAAGCGAUGUGAAAUUUUCACACGCUGCGGAUAAAGUUGAUCGAUUUUGGACGAUCUCGGGCGUAGGAGGACCACGUGACUUUCGGAACCAGGUUUCCGCCUCUUUACCUCCCUGGGAUCACCUUCCUGGCCCAACUCGUCGAUGUGUACCUUCAGAGCAUCGCGCACGUCGUCCGACUAACGUUUCUUCAUCCGUCCUCGGCUCUUCUCUCCAUUUCUCGUUUGCCAUUCGGCGGCGACUUUGGAUCAUCGUUCAUUGUCUCUCCGUGCCAUGUUUCCCGCCCAUCUGAGUUUCUUCUGGAGGAGAAAUCUGCUGCAGUCGAGUUUCCAGUCAGUUAUUCCGGCGGCUUCGGAGAUAGCGUCUACCUUCCUCUGAGUUUUCUGCACGUGAUGGCUAGUCGUUUUCCAUGACUCGGAGGCGUAGAACAUGGCUGUGUGAAUGCUCUGCUUCAGGAGAAGAAUUUUGUUUUUUUAACCACGGGUGAUAUCCAACAAAACAUUUUGCUGAUUUUUAUAGGGACCGGCUCAAACGGUUUGCUGGUCUGGCGGCCCGAUGCGAUCUAUCGCUCGAUUUCGAACGCGUCAGUCGGCCCUUGGGUUUUGACCAAAACUUCUUUGACCAAAUAUUAGAAGAAAAAACAGUUAUCUGCUUCCUAGUCUUACGGUGAAAGGUGGUUCUCGGUUCUGAAAACAUCGUAUUUCUGCGAAUGGUGGUAGGGGAAUUGUAUUGGGCUCUCUCACAGAAAUUCAAAGUGAAAGUACGAAAAAUAAGAUCUGAACUACAUUUCUCCUACAUUAUUUUAUGGUUAUGAAGUCAGAACUCUCAUUGUGCUCGGCAUACGGUAACUUGCUUUUGUUUUUUCACAUUUCUGACGAAAAUGUUCAGAUUUUUACAUCUCCAUCUUACAAACACUUUCAAUUUUGUUCAAAUUUUUGGAUGCUGAGCAAGUAAGCAGAAAUUUUGUGAAAAUUUGGACGCCCUAUGAGCUCGGUAACUGAUAGCGCAUAUGUGUAGGUGCAGAGGCAAUAAAAUCGCAAUAAACUUUCCGAUUCACGCAUUUUCGCCUUGUUUUCCCUCGUCGUCUUGUCAUCGUUUCGUAACACUCGAGCCAUUUGCCAUCUCAAAUCAAACAAAAGAAAAUGAGCACGAGGGAGGCCCAAAUAAACGUGGUCGUUGUCUCAGGAUGUGCAAUUGAACAUCGCCCCCGCAACGUCAUCUGAUUUAUUGCUUUUUCGAUUCUAAUUUUGCUCUUUUUUGGAGCACAAAAGAUGACCGCCAAAUUGUGGUGGAUUUCUCGCAGUCUUGGCAAAACGAGUAGUGAGUUCCAAAAAAUGAUAACAAAUUUUUUCUUCUGUUUUCUACUGAACGAUCUUCAACACAAGAGGCGUCUGUCUGUCUGUCUUUUUGUAUGUCCGCUGAGAGCAGCAGAAAGAGAGAACGAGCAAGCCUGAAACUCGGUGUUAGCCGGGGAGCAGGCUUGUUACUAAUAUAUGAUCAGAUCUUUAAAAAAUUGUUUAUUUUAAACCGGAAAAGUCGGGCCUUCAGACACAUUCUGAAUUGAUUAAUCCUUGAUUCAUUCGUAAUUGAUCUUUCCGAUCUUCGGGAUUACGUACUCGAAAUCUUACAAGUCUAAAAAUCCAGGAUAAUCUGACUUGGUUCAAACCUCACCUUCUCAUUUUAUCCACUUUUCUGUCAUUGACUCUUCGACAACACGCCUAGCUCUAACUAUUCGCACUUUCAAAUUUUCAGGCUUUGUUAGUAAAGGUUUGCCAGCAGAGUUGUUGCACAGAAAAACACAAAAAAGGCCAUAUUUAGUCAUUCUACUAGUUUAUUUGACACGAAACGUAUCCAUUUUUAAUGUGAAUACAUACAUACGCCAACCAGUGUCGUGUUUUCUAGAAUAGACUUGCGCUUGUCAAAACACAAUCACCAUUAUACUAUUUAUAUUUUACCAUGCGCUGCCAGAAAGCUACUCAAUUUUGAGACAAAAAUGUUCACUGAUAUUGGUUGGGGUAUGUUUGGAACUGAUGUUUGGUUUUUUUUUGGGCGAUGUACAGACAACAUUUUGCUUUGUUCUAAAAUUUCGCAUAAAAUGUGCAUGUUUCAGGACUGGACAGUCUGACUAACACACAAUCGGAGCCGCCUCAAAUGGAGGACCCCGAUGUAAGUUUGAGUUUUGAGCUCGCCGAUUCGCAGUCACUCGUGCAUAGCUUCCGGUAUAAACAACUUGCGGAUUAGCGACGGCUUGAAAUAUCUACAUGUUCAGCCUAUUUUUGUUGCAGAUUACGUAAUUUUUCUCUAAAUUUUUCCUAAUUUUUUAACGGAGAAAACGUAUGUAAAUUUGCUGUUGGCGGAGACAAGAAAGGUUUUAGUUUUUAGUUCUCACGAGAACGUUUCCGUUUGAAAGUGUAAUUGAGUUCGGGACAGCACUUGGCUUGUCACGCGGCCACUUACUCCGCUUCCAUUUCCAUUUCCAUUUUCCCAUUUUGAAAGCCUCAGACAUGAAAAGUGCACUACUUUCGAGCAUUUUUUUGUUUUUAGACACCCACCAGUGAAAAAGAACUUGUCCUAUUCCUCUUUUUAUCAAGUUUUUGUGCUUGAGAAGUUCAUCAACAGAAUUUUAGUAAGCAAUGCUCUCAAGUCUAAUUCAAAUUAGCAGAAAUGUCGUAAAUCUAAACAAAAAUGAAAAAAACCUCCGUAAAUCAAUCGCAUGUUCAUAAUUCAUUCCGACAAAAGACAUACCCCUUUUCCUUCUCCCGCUUCAUUGCAAAAUGUUGCCAAGAUAAAAUUUCCACCCGCAGUUCAGUUCAUAAACAAUUAUUCUGACUGGGCCAGACCAAAACUCGUUUCAAAUUACACCCACGCAUACACAAACUUGCUCUUUCCUUUCUUCUUUUUCUGUUCUGACCCCACACACUUGUCUUGUCUUCUUGAGUUCAUAUGAAUAAGAAAUUACAAGAAAAAUGGGAGGGCGAUCGGUUUUCCAAGUCCCAAGCUCACAUCAUUCCUUCUCUUUGUUAGUUGGCCAGACUUUUGUCUUCAAGAAGUUGUUCCGGAUUAUUUUUAAUUGUCACUUUUUGAAGGUCACUGCCGCCCGUCAGGAGCAAGAAAAACGUCGCAAAGACAAACAUCGCAAAAUGGAGGCUGAUCGUGAGCGUCUCAGACAGCAUAUUCGUGAAAAGGUAUGCCGUUGUGGUGGGGACCACCAGAAAAUACUGUUUUUGUUUCAGUACAAUCUCAAGAAGAAGCAAGAUGGUCCUCAAGAGGAGAUCGCUGGCCGUAUUACUGGAAAUCGCAAGACUCCGGAGCAAGUCGCUCUGGAGACUUUGAACGCGGAGGAGGAUGAAGGUGAGGGAUUACUGUAGAACCGGUGAAAUUGAUUUCUCUUCACACCCUCAAAAGUUUUAAGUUUAAACUGGCUGGUGUCUUGUGGUCUAUAGCGGAGCGAGACGGAAAACACCGAGUUUUUGCGAAAACAUAGUUCGAACUUUCUGACCAAAUUUCCAUCUAUUUCCAGAUCAGAUAAUCCAAUAGAGAGUGAUAAUUGUGAGAAGCUAUAAAGUAAUUAUGCGUGCUUUAGGUCUCAUGUCAGCUCUGACGGAUACAUUCGAGAAGGCCAAAAGCAGCGUAGCCUCCGCAUGCACCACCGUCAAAAAUGUGAUGAAUCUUUGGAGAACCUAA
Messenger RNA from Caenorhabditis sp. 36 PRJEB53466, 3917 nucleotides. The record is from the annotation of a GenBank genome assembly. Lineage: Eukaryota; Metazoa; Nematoda; Chromadorea; Rhabditida; Rhabditidae.